Molecule: messenger RNA, 1661 nt
Organism: Symphalangus syndactylus (siamang)
Lineage: Eukaryota; Metazoa; Chordata; Mammalia; Primates; Hylobatidae
Gene: ARHGAP8
Product: Rho GTPase activating protein 8
Biological process (GO): negative regulation of endocytic recycling; small GTPase-mediated signal transduction
Cellular component (GO): cytoplasm
Molecular function (GO): GTPase activator activity
Source: RefSeq, a predicted model, not a curated record
UCCGGGGAGGGGCCAGGUGAGCGGCAGACCCGGCACGCAGGUGGGGGCCGGCGGGUUCCGUGGCCAGAGCUGCAGAGAGACAAGGCGGCGGCUGCUGUGCUGGGUGCAGUGAGGAGGAGGCCCUCAGUGGUGCUCAUGGCUGGCCAGGACCCCGCGCUGAGCACGAGUCACCCAUUCUACGACGUGGCCAGACAUGGCAUUCUGCAGGUGGCAGGGAACGACCGCUUUGGAAGACGCGUUGUCACGUUCAGCUGCUGCCGGAUGCCGCCCUCCCACGAGCUGGACCACCAGCGGCUGCUAGAGUAUUUGAAGUACACGCUGGACCAGUAUGUCGAAAACGAUUAUACCAUCGUCUAUUUCCACUAUGGGCUGAACAGCCGGAACAAGCCAUCCCUGGGCUGGCUCCAGAGUGCAUACAAGGAGUUCGACAGGAAAGACAGAGAUCUCACUGUGUGGCCCAGGCUGGUCUUGAACUCCAGGCUCAAGCAAUCUUCCCACCUCAGCCUCCCAAAGUACUGGGAUUACAGAUACAAGAAGAACUUGAAGGCCCUCUACGUGGUGCACCCCACCAGCUUCAUCAAGGUCCUGUGGAACAUCUUGAAGCCCUUCAUCAGUCACAAGUUUGGGAAAAAAGUCACCUAUUUCAACUACCUGAGUGAGCUCCACGAAUACCUUAAAUACGACCAGCUGAUCGUCCCCCCGGAAGUUGUGCAGUACGAUGAGAAGCUCCAGAGCCUGCACGAGGGCCGGACGCCGCCUCCCACCAAGACACCACCGCCGCGGCCCCCGCUGCCCACCCAGCAGUUUGGCGUCAGUCUGCAAUACCUCAAAGACAAAAAUCAAGGCGAACUCAUCCCCCCUGUGCUGAGGUUCACAGUGACGUACCUGAGAGAGAAAGGCCUGCGCACCGAGGGCCUGUUCCGGAGAUCAGCCAGCGUGCAGACCGUCCGCGAGAUCCAGAGGCUCUACAACCAAGGGAAGCCCGUGAACUUUGAUGACUACGGGGACAUUCACAUCCCUGCCGUGAUCCUGAAGACCUUCCUGCGAGAGCUGCCCCAGCCACUUCUGACCUUCCAGGCCUACGAGCAGAUUCUCCGGAUCACCUGUGUGGAGAGCAGCCUGCGCGUCACUCGCUGCCGCCAGAUCCUGUGGAGCCUCCCGGAGCACAACUAUGUCGUCCUCCGCUACCUCGUGGGCUUCCUGCAUGCGGUGUCCCGGGAGAGCAUCUUCAACAAAAUGAACAGCUCUAACCUGGCUUGUGUCUUUGGGCUGAAUUUGAUCUGGCCAUCCCAAGGGGCCUCUUCCCUGAGUGCCCUUGUGCCCCUGAACAUGUUCACUGAACUGCUGAUUGAGUACUAUGAAAAGAUCUUCAGCGCCCCGGAGGCACCUGGGGAGCACAGCCUGGCACCGUGGGAACGGGGGAGCAGGGCAGCCCCCUUGCAGAAGGCUGUGCCACAGACACGAGCCACGGGCCUCACCAAGCCUACCAUACCUCCGAGUCCCCCGAUGGCGGCCAGAAGACGUCGCUAGUGGUGCAAGCACUCUGUAUAUUUCAAGCUACCUCCCACACCUGUCUGUGCACUUGUGUGUUUUUGUAAACUUACCAUCUGUAAAAAUAACCAGGCAUUAGCUGAACUCAGAAUCUUCUAAUGAAAACUCCA